Molecule: messenger RNA, 1070 nt
Organism: Ziziphus jujuba (common jujube)
Lineage: Eukaryota; Viridiplantae; Streptophyta; Magnoliopsida; Rosales; Rhamnaceae
Product: protein OPI10 homolog
Exons: 1
Coding region: 284-847 (187 amino acids)
Biological process (GO): protein import into nucleus
Cellular component (GO): nucleus; cytosol
Molecular function (GO): nuclear import signal receptor activity
Source: RefSeq, a predicted model, not a curated record
AAUUUUCCUACCCCCAAAAAAAAAAAAAUGUUAAAGCCCAAACAGUCCCUUAAAACAGGAUCAUUUUCCCGAGAAAACCCAUGAAUUUUUUCUAGACUAAAACCCAAACCCCUAAACAUUUCUAGAUGUUACUAGACCCUUCUUAGCUCACACCGUUUUAUUCAUUCUUUAUACCUCCACACACUUUCGUUGAAUCCUUACCAAAUUAUUCAGUGAAAAAGCUCAUAACUGUCCGUACCAUUUUCCCGCAAAACCCAGAAAAACACCAUCGCAGCUAAAGGCCAUGUUUGGCGUGGUGUUCCCCAACCGCAGCUUCCCAAUGGACAUCUCGGCCUUUACCCAGAUCGACACCACCCAUUGGGUCCUCGACAUGAACACGUUCGUCGGUGAAGCCUAUGAUCAAAUCCGCGAGGUUUGCAUUUUCCUCAUCAACAACUUCUCUCUCCCUCCCGACAAGGCCCUCGCCGUCUACAUCCAGUCGCCGGGAUCCCCUUUCCUCUUCUGCGGCGCCGUCACCGUUUCCCGUCCCUCCGCCGUCCUUACCCUCCCCUGGCCGGAGCCCGGCGGUCAGCUCCAGCUCACCGCCGACGCCGUCCCUCUUUCAGCAAAGAUCGGGGUGUCCGUGGAGGAUUUGGCCACUCUGCCGUCGCUGGAUGUGGCCGCAGAGAAGAGGAUCGAGAGGUUGGCGAUGAAGGUGGGAGAGAACCUGUUCAAUUUCAUGCAGUCGUUUUGUGGGGUUGAUGGGAGCAAAUUGGUGGUUCCCAUGGAUAUAUUGGAUAGAUGGUUCAAGAAGUUUCAGGAGAGAGCCAAACGCGACCCUGAGUACUUGAAAGGCUUCACUUUGUAAGAAUUUCCAAUUUUUUUUUUUUUCCCCUUUUUAUGGGCCGGGGUUGUUUAUCAAAUUUGUAAGAUGUGGUAUCUGAAAAGGGUUUCUGUUUCCUUUGAGAAUUUGGUGAAGAUACACAAAAAUUGCUAUUGAACAUAAUGGAAGAGAGCAAAAGAAAGUGUUGAAAUUUUGUCUUUGAAGCAAUUUGAUAAAAGGUGGCUUAGCUUUUAAUAUUUGUUACUCA